Molecule: messenger RNA, 1265 nt
Organism: Vigna umbellata (rice bean)
Lineage: Eukaryota; Viridiplantae; Streptophyta; Magnoliopsida; Fabales; Fabaceae
Source: RefSeq, a predicted model, not a curated record
AGUAGUUGAUAGAAUAGAAGGCAAUGUAGCCACUGAGACAUACUUCAUAGCGAGUGACUCCUCCAUUCUUCUCUGCUUUCAAUUUUCUUCCUCUCCGCCAGAAUCUGCACACAAAGCCAUUUCUUUAUUUAUAAAUAGCAUUCCUUCUUUCAUCUAUCUUCUCUUCUAUGUUCCUUCAGUCAUAACAUGCUAUGGCUUGCACUUCCCCUCUGUCCCUCUAUCCUCACCCGCAGGUUGGCCUUCGCAACCAGAGCCUGCAAUCGCUUGCCUUGACCUGCGUCGUUCAAUUUGCGCCGCUUCCCGCUCUAAACUGUCAGAGAAUGCGGUUCCGAAGCAUCGUGCGAUUCCGAACCUUUGUAAUUAAGGUUUCUUCCAGCGUGGAAGGUACUCGUCCGCGCCCAGUCGGUUCUCGCAGAAUCUAUCGGCAGUCUCAGGUCCAUGCACCGCUGUCCAGUGCACCGAUGAAGCAGAUUGCCAACGUUGUUGGCCCCUUCGCCGUGUUGGUCGCCCUCACUUUUGUUAUCUGGAAAUUAGUGGAGAAGCUUCUUGUUCCUGUUCCGAAACCAUUGAAAUCUUCGACUGUGGAAGGUCAACUCCCUUCACAAGGACUCAAAUGGUCUUUUGCUGCUGGGACAAAUUUGAUGUCCCAACUUGGGGCAAAGAUUGAGAGACAAUCUAAACAUAAGCUCAACGAGUUUGCUCGGGAACUGAGGUCAUUUCCUAGUGUUGAUAUGUCAGGGCGCAACUUUGGUGAUGAAGGAUUAUUCUUCCUUUCUGAGAGUUUGGCAUUUAACCAGACUGCAGAGGAAGUGAGUUUUGCUGCAAAUGGAAUAACUGCAGCUGGGUUGAGGGCUUUUGAUGGCGUUCUUCAAUCAAACAUCACAUUGAAGACUCUUGAUCUUUCAGGAAACCUAGUUGGAGAUGAAGGUGCCAAGUGCUUAUGUGACAUAUUGGCGAACAACUCUAGCAUUCAGAAGCUCCAGCUAAACAGUGCUGACUUGGGUGAUGAGGGUGCAAAAGCUAUUGCUGAAAUGUUGAAGAAAAAUUCAAGUUUGAGGGUUCUUGAACUGAACAAUAACAUGAUUGAAUAUUCUGGAUUUUCAAGUUUAGCUGGAGCACUUCUUGAGAAUAACAGCAUACGAAGUAUACAUCUCAAUGGCAAUUAUGGUGGUGCUUUGGGGGCUAAUGCAUUGGCUAAAGCACUUGAGAGCAACAAGUCGUUAAGGGUACUAUUUUUGUUUUCUUUUUAAUGAAAUUUCCAACAU